Molecule: messenger RNA, 884 nt
Organism: Nicotiana tabacum (common tobacco)
Lineage: Eukaryota; Viridiplantae; Streptophyta; Magnoliopsida; Solanales; Solanaceae
Source: RefSeq, a predicted model, not a curated record
UGGUUAUCAAGGCAACCCUUACCUCCCUAAUGGAUGCCAAGACAUCAACGAGUGUGCAAGUCAAAAAGGGAAGCAUUCAUGUCCCAAUGAUGCUCGCUGCAUAAAUACUCCUGGCAGUUUCCUUUGUGACCCAAAUGAUGUGAAACUUAUGCUGACUAUACAACUCUUCUUAGGUAUUGUAUAACUCUCUUCUUUGUCCUUUUUUUUGUUCUUAUUUUUCUUUUUGUUAAGUAAAUUAUGCUUUCCGUAACUUUUUGUUUGAGACAUAUUACUCCUUGAACUGUUAUACCUGACUAAGAACUUUAUACUUACAUUUGUUCUAGCUAACUGCUCUUUAAGAAUAUUAGAAGCUCAUUUAUCUUAAUCUAAGUUUUAAAAUUACAAAAGGGCCUGGAAAAUUAUGGAAGAAAAUAGGAGGAGCACUAGUUCAGGGUGUUCUAAAAAUGGAUUUAUGUUUCUUUUGUAUGAAAUUGGUUUUCUCACAAGCAGGUGUUGUAGCAGCAGUUACUUUUGUAAUCUUGAUAGCAGUUUGUCUUUGGCUAUGCAAAAGGCUUCAGAAGAGGGAAGAAAAGAAAGCUAAACAAAAGUUUUUCAAGAGGAACGGUGGAUUGCUUUUGCGACAACGUAUUCCCUUUAGUGAAGAAAGUAGUGGUGGCUCUUUGUUAAAGCUCUUUUUCAAAGAGGAGUUGGAGAAAGCAACAGACAAUUUCAAUGAAAGUCGAAUACUUGGAAAAGGAGGGGCUAGUACUGUCUACAAAGGAAUGUUAUCAGAUGGAAGCAUUUUAGCUGUGAAGAAGUCCAAUAAAAUGGAUGAAGAUCAAAUUGAACAGUUUAUAAAUGAGAUACUUAUUCUCUCCCAGAUAAAUCACAGAUACAUUGUCAAG